CAGUAUUAAAUGCGGUAUCGUGUCGAAUAGUAAGUGAUGAAUUUUGAACGCGUUCUUUUUCGACGGGCGGUAAGUCACGAAAUUCGGUUUUAAUCAUGUGUAACAAUUGCAACUCUUUUAAUGAGUUGAAUUACUUUUUAAAUUUAUUCUGGUGAUACUUUACAAAUUUUCAUCCCUUAUCAGUAAAAUACUACUUUAAAGUGUGGUGACAACGGUGAAUUAAUGCACAAUACAAUGGCUUAUUUCGAGUUACAAACAUUUGUCUCGUAAGAGUCCUCAGCGUGCUAAAAACAAUUCAGUUGCGGAUGUUGAUGCGGUCUUUAAUGAAUUCCCCUCCAUCCUAAUGUGACCGUCAUGAAGAGUACGUUGUUCAUUACUCUGAAAUGGACUUUUACGAUUGUUUUUAUUUGGUUGCUCAACAACAAUAAAUGCUAUUUUGUAGAAUGUGCAACCAAAGCGUCGCAUUUUUUACGUCAUCAUCAACACACAGUCGGCAGCGUACCAUGGAAAUCACGAGAUGAACUGACGGAUGUAAAUGCGAAUAAAACUGAUCUCAUGGUUCAUCAACGUGAAGACGCUAAAAUUAUUUGCGAACUUACAAAUAGUUCUGCCAUUGCCAAAGAAAAGUUGAGAUGGUUUCAUAAUGGUUUAGAAAUCGAUUUCGGCCAUCGAUAUUCGAAAGAUACGCGAACUGGUCACAUUACUAUUAUAAACGUUCAUUUUGAAGAUGGUGGCUUGUGGCAUUGCCAGGAUCGAGAUAGCGGUUUGAUGGGGAAUCCUGUACACGUGAUAGUUUUAGAAGAGCCGAAAUCGCCUUAUUUAUUAAUUGACGGACGCCGCUUGGAUCCUGGUAACCUCUUCAUACCGAUACGAGAAAAUAACGAUCUGAGUGUCGAAUGUAUCGUAGAAGGAGGUAAUCCAAAACCGAAACUAACCUGGCUGCUAGUACCUAGUUCGAAUAAUAUCGAUGUAAAUACCGGUGUCAUUACCGUACCCAGUUUACAAGUUUCUAAUGAAUCAUCAGUUAGUGAAAACGCUGCCGUCCAUUUAUUUCGAAGUGAGGCUAAACUACCAAAAGUUUUAAGAGCUCACCAUAAUUCAACGAUAAUUUGCCUCGUUAACCAUGUGACACUACAGAAUCCGAUAAACACUUCCAUUUUGCUCGAUGUACAAUAUACUCCUUCGUUUGGAAUUAGCAGAGUACCAGGAUUUGGGUUCCCUAUUACCGAAGGAAUUUCAGUAUCACUCAAGUGUGAUGUAGAUUCCAAUCCAGUAUCAAAUCCAAUUUGGCAAAAAGAUAAUGACGUACCACCGACUGAACAAAGCAAUGAUGGUUAUUUGAAUUUUACUUCCAUCAGGAUAGAAGACAGUGGUUGGUAUAAAUGUAUUACUCGAUAUCAACUCGCCGAGUAUUCUUCUAUUGGUUAUUUUCUCAACGUUAGAGAAGCUAGAAAUCAAGCCAUGGAAGAAGAAACUCCCGAAGAAUUAGCUGAAGAAGGUUCAGCUUUGGAAGUAACUCUGGGAGGUGAAGUUCAGCUCGAAUGUCCGGCAGGAUCUGUUUCGUGCUGGGGAAGAUCUAAAUACCCAGGACAACAUCUCGAACCUUUAGGACCGGGUCCAAAAUUAACAUUGGGGAAUGUUGUAUAUCAAGAAGCUGGAGAGUACAAAUGUUUCGUCGGUAGGACUUCAAAAAUGGAGAAAUGGAGAUCGCGUUCAGUUCAAGUGAAUGUUGUUGGAAGCCCUAUUGUUUAUCCUGCCAAUAAAACUAUUACAGCCAUAAUUAACCAAAGAGUUACAUUUUCGUUGGAGUUUUGCGCAAAUCCUCCUGUUACCAGAGCGUUCUGGAUACGAGAAUCGAAAUCUCUAUCACCCGGAGUAGUUAUCGAAGGAUUGAUCGCGCAUAACAUAACGGAAAGUAAUACGAAACAUUGCCAGAAAGCCGAAUUGACUAUAAAUUCGGUGCAAGUUGAGAAUAACGGCGAAUACAUGUUUGUGGUUGCUUCGGAAAGAGGAUUGGCAGGAGCAACGAUUAUGCUGAAUGUUACCGUGAUUACGCCAUUAUCAGAGGACAAUUUAGUGAAAGCAACGCAUAGCGGAACAUCCGGACAACGAAGUAAUUCAAAGUUUACCGCGCUUUUUUUAGCCAUAAAUUGUAAUUUUAUUUUAAUUUAUAUUUUCACUUUGGAAAUAUUUCGAUAAAAUUUGUUCCGUCUUGACGCUAUGCGUAAAAUAAUUUUACAUGUAUACUUUUACAUAAUUUUAAACCAAAGUGUGUAAUUUUUAUUUAGUGUUUAUUUUCUCGUAUCAUUUUGCGGAUCGUUUGAUUUGACCCUUUGAAACGUUCCUAUUUUAAUUCCUAUGUCAUAUCUUGCGCAUUUGGCAAUGCAGCAAACCAAACUACUCGAGUGUUAAUAGAUUUGUCAACUUGAAGAUCUGAAGGAGUAAACUUUAUUCCGCAUUGAAGGUUAUUUUUUCGAAACAAUAUUGCAGGCAAACGAAUGUAACUUCAUUUUAUUCCUGUUUGAAAGUAGCAGUGGCUUUGUAAAGCAUGAAAAUUUCAACAUUGAGCAAAAUAAUGAACAUUGUCUGUUUUGUAUAAAAGCCGAGAAGUUUCCUGUCUUACAGCCCUUUCAAUUUUGAACUUGAAUAAAAUGUGAACAUGGCUUAUUUUGUUUAUGUGUUAGGCUGAAAGAGAUACGUACAUUACGUGAUUAAAUAAGUUCGCUCCUUCGAAUCUUAGAAUCAACAAAUGUAUCUACUUUCGUGUAGGUUUAGUUGCUGGAUUACUAGAUACUAUAGACGGGCCAGCAAGAAUUAUGACCGAAUGCCCGUAACGUGUAUUUUUUCGUUUGUGAAAUGAAAACGCUCGUGUUGAACUUUUGAUUUUUUAUGAAAUUGAUUUUUUUUUCAACGAUUUAGAAAGAUCUCUAACUGAAAUGGUGAAUACAUUCUAGUAUAAAUACGUAAAAGACAAAACUAGUCAAACAUCCCAAUUUUUUAUUACCUAAGUCAAUUUUAUCAUCAACCGGAGUACUCCAAAACAUACAAUUUUCUAUUCAAUAUACUAUUGUUCUUAUAUUAUAGAUUAGCAUUGUUUUAAAAAAAUGAAUUUUAUGUCUUACAAAAAUUUGUGAUCGAAUUAACCAAUUUUUAAUGUACAGACCGUACAGACGUAGUGUAUAAUAAAGCAAUAUCCUAGGGCCAAUCGUUCACUUGAAAAUCCAAUCAGUAAAAAUAGGUAUACAUGUAUUUUGUAUACUCAAAAAUAUGUUACAGGAUGUUUUAUUUCAGAUGUAUACGAACACCGAGUGGAUGAAAUUAAAUUAUUUGAAAAAAAAAAUCGUUACCUACCUAGUUAUUUAAAAUUUUAUCAAAGUUGAUUAACGUUGACAACCACAUAACUCCUAUUUACAUAAAAUAAAAAGUGUGAUCAAAUGAAAAAAUUCAAAAACAUUGGAGCAUCGAGUAUUUUCUGAAAUUAAUAAUUACUUUUGUAGUAUCUCUUAACGUCCUCAUAAACAUAUGUUUAUUUAAAAUGAUGCACGGAAAGUACUGGAAAGUUUACUCUUUACAUUUUCCUAAGUUGGAUCACUUCAUAAAUUGGAAUAGGGGAAAAACGAGUAUAAUUAUCAUUUUGUAUUAUACACUUCGUUUUAUUUAGGAAUUUGAAUUUAGAUUUUUCUAUUUCAUGGCUACCAAAUUUAAAUGUCGAAUUUUUAUAUGUAUAGGUAGUCCAUAGGUACGUACUACGUAUAUGUUAAAGUUAGGUUAAAUUUAUUGUAUCCGUUCGGACUAACUAGUCUAUUAUGCUGUCGAUUUGAAAUAUUCAAUUUGUUUUACAAACGCAUUGAUUUAACCUAACUUUACAUGUAAGGUAACUGCGAAUAUUAAUACCUACAUACCAAAAAUAAAAAGUGGAAUAGGUAUAUAUUUUUUUGUGAUCAUUUUUAUUUAAUAAAAAUUAUUUCUGUUAAAAAAAAUAAACGUGUGUUGAAUAAAUAUAAAAAAUGUUAAACACUAUUUUAAACCUGUCUAAAUGUUUAUGGUUUUGUGAUCACUGUACUUCGUGCAAUUAAAUUGAAUUUUUGACGCAAAAAUUAUAAAAUUAGGUUUUAAAAUACGUGGUAUACCUACAAACUGAGUUUUUUUUUGUAAUACCUAUUUUUAAAAAUUGAUUAAGCAUUCGAAUUUAUUGAGGAACUGCGUUUCGAUGAAGUUCCUUCAUAUUUCACACCAUUUUAAUUAUGAAAUCCGUCGAUGUGGAGUUAGAUAUUUAUAUUAAUUAACUUAUAAGUAAAUAAAGUGUGUCUUCUAUAGAUUUCUGUACAAAUUUUAAUACGUUUACGUGUUGUUUACUGUUAUAUUUAUACGUAUUAAGAAAAAAUUUGUAAAAAAUUUAUUGUUGAAUGUUGUACAAUUGUUUAAAAAAAGAAGUUUUUUCAUUA
This is a messenger RNA of Planococcus citri (citrus mealybug), 4445 nucleotides long. RefSeq names its product teiresias (gene tei). Bases 355 to 2199 code for a protein of 614 amino acids. The transcript has 9 exons. Gene Ontology annotation, cellular component: plasma membrane; cell-cell junction. Gene Ontology annotation, molecular function: cell adhesion molecule binding. Gene Ontology annotation, biological process: cell-cell adhesion. NCBI's taxonomy places the organism in Eukaryota, Metazoa, Arthropoda, Insecta, Hemiptera, Pseudococcidae. The record is from RefSeq and is a predicted model, not a curated record.